GUCAGAUGGAGUCGAGUGCAGUGCAGAUAGCGUGAAGACAUAAAUUAGGCAGUGAGACCACUCCACUCCUACUGUCUCUUCCAAAAGAUUCAACAAUCACGUGCUUCACCCACAACCCAUUACCCCUUUUCUCUUCCCCCUGCGAUGAAGAUCAUGACUGUGGAUGAAGCCAAACAGAUGCCCGAUUCGAAUCAUUCGAUGUCGAAAUGGGUUGUAAGAAGAAAAACCAGAGCCUGUUUGUUCUCAGAGAAUGUAGCAAUGUGUAGGUGCCUGUUAAUGUGCAUUGAUGUAUGUUAGGUUUUGAUUGUUGGUAUUGCUUCAGAAGUGGUUAGAUCAUGGUUGAAAAUGCAAAUGUUAAGUUUAUAGUUGUUGAUUUAGAAAGUAGCUAACUAAUCCAGCUUAAUUUUGGGGAGUUUAUGUGAAAAAAAAGUGUUUUUAUGGAUCAAUUUGGGAAAAAGCGAAAGGGGUCGGAAAACGUAGCGUCUAAACUGGUUCGGUCACACGUUUCGUUAGGGGAUUAUUCAAGAAGAACAAAGAAAUGCAAGGAAAUAGUAGUAGAAAUAGAACGUAACGAUAACGGUUACAAAGAUUACAUAACCGGAAUCGCAACUGCACCGCCUUUUGUAAACGUGUGUUCGGACCCACGUGGGAGGGGUCUGAAGCGGAAAAUCGGGUGUCUUGAUGCCGCUACUAAAAUGGGUAGAAAGAAGAAAAUCGAGCAAGAUUUUGAGUCGGGUCAAACUAUUGGUCAAGGGAAGUUUGGGUCCGUGGUCAAAUGUCGAAAUAGGGUUAGUGGGGAAGAAUUUGCUUGCAAGAUUUUACCGAAAGGGGAAGAGAUUGUGCACAAAGAAGUUGAAAUUAUGCAGCAUCUUUCUGGUCAUCCGGGUGUCGUGACAUUAAAGGCGGUGUAUGAAGAUGCUCGGUUUUUUCAUUUGGUUAUGGAGCUUUGUUCUGGCGGGCGGUUGCUUGAUCAGAUGAGGGAAGACGGUUUGUUUUCGGAGCAAAAAGCUGCUAAUUUGAUGAAGGAAUUGAUGUUGGUUCUUAAAUAUUGUCAUGAUAUGGGUGUCAUUCAUCGAGAUGUAAAGCCUGAUAAUAUUCUUCUUUCGGCUUCUGGCUCGAUUAAGCUUGCGGAUUUUGGGCUGGCUGCUAGAAUCGCUAAUGGUCAAAGUCUAUUUGGUGUGGUAGGAAGUCCUGCAUAUGUUGCUCCUGAAGUUCUGAUUGGUGCUUAUUCAGAAAAAGUCGAUAUAUGGAGUGCUGGUGUGGUCCUCCAUGCACUUUUGGUCGGUCUCCUCCCGUUUGGUGGCGGUUCUGUAAAUACGGUGUUUGAGGCUGUCAAAAACGUGUCCAUUAAUUUUCAAGAUAAGUUAUGGGACUCGAUAUCACAACCUGCCCGUGAUCUUAUUGCACAUAUGCUAACAAGAAAUGUAUCCGAGAGGUACACUGCUGAAGACGUGCUACGACAUCCUUGGAUCAUAUUCUACACAAACCCAACAUUAGAGUCCCUAACUUUCAGUUCUAGACCACAACUUCAUAUGACCUUGACUUCUCAACAACUGGCAGACAUGAUAGAAGUGGAGUCCGAGAGGUCUAUUAACUCUUUCGAUGAAAACUCUACUCCAAUGUCCCCACAAGACAUAACCGAAGACGAAGAUUGUCACAUGGUUGAUGUUCUUGCGCUGGCAAUUUCACGUGUAAGGAUCUCGGGACCAAAACGAAGCAGGAUAUUUAGUCCUGCUAACGCUGUUCAACAAGAACGUUCAUCCAUUACGAUGAAGAGUUUAUGUACAGCAUUUUGAUGGUAUGACUUCUGUUUUUGCUAGAGCUACUCUUUGUAGUCUUGUAAACUUUAUGUUAUGUAUUUUCUAAUUUGUAAUGGUUAUAGUUCAUUAACCUUUUGUUGUCAUUGUAGAUAUAUAAAUCAAAUUUGAAGGAGAAUAUAAAACGCAAUGUUAUCUA
This is a messenger RNA of Helianthus annuus (common sunflower), 1956 nucleotides long. RefSeq names its product serine/threonine-protein kinase PEPKR2. NCBI's taxonomy places the organism in Eukaryota, Viridiplantae, Streptophyta, Magnoliopsida, Asterales, Asteraceae. Gene Ontology annotation, cellular component: cytoplasm; nucleus. Gene Ontology annotation, molecular function: ATP binding; calmodulin binding; calcium/calmodulin-dependent protein kinase activity. Gene Ontology annotation, biological process: peptidyl-serine phosphorylation; intracellular signal transduction; protein autophosphorylation. The transcript is spliced from 5 exons. The record is from RefSeq and is a predicted model, not a curated record. Bases 438 to 1796 code for a protein of 452 amino acids.